This is a messenger RNA of Scleropages formosus (Asian bonytongue), 3046 nucleotides long. RefSeq names its product selectin P (gene selp). The record is from RefSeq and is a predicted model, not a curated record. The coding region runs from base 9 to 2990 and encodes 993 amino acids. Lineage: Eukaryota; Metazoa; Chordata; Actinopteri; Osteoglossiformes; Osteoglossidae. Gene Ontology annotation, cellular component: membrane. Gene Ontology annotation, biological process: cell adhesion. The transcript has 18 exons.
UGAAUUUAAUGGAAAAUUUCACCCAGAAAUUCUAUUUAAUUCUUGCCUUCUUCACUCUCAGUGCUGAUCUGAGGAAUGGAGCAGAGGUUCAAGCCUGGACCUACCAUUACAGCACUGAACCCAGCAGGGAAUGGAACUCAGCCAGGCAGUGGUGUCGCCAGCACUACACCGACAUGGUGGCUAUCCAGAACCAGAAGGAAAUCGAAUAUCUCAACAACAUCUUGCCUCGCAACCCUACUUAUUACUGGAUCGGCAUCCGCAAGCUGGGUGACGUAUGGAUCUGGAUCGGAACUAACAAGACUCUGACAAAGGAGUGUGAGAAUUGGGCUGCUGGUGAACCCAACAACGGUGGGAGGCAGGAGGACUGUGUAGAAAUUUACAUUAAGAGAGAAUCUGAAACUGCAAAGUGGAACAAUGAGAAAUGCAGCAAGAAGAAGGGGACCCUUUGUUACAGAGCGUCCUGCGACCUGGGGUCCUGCGGAGCCCGGGGAGAGUGUUUGGAGACCAUUGGGAACUACAGCUGUCUGUGUCAACCAGGCUUCAAGGGUCCACGCUGUGAGGAAGCUGAAGAGUGUGGCACCUUGGAGGCUCCUGUCCAGGGAUCGUUGCAGUGCUUAGACAUGUAUGGGCACUUUCGUUUCAACUCAUCCUGUGCGUUCAGCUGCGCUCUAGGAUUUAAACUUACAGGAACACAGUGUCUGCAUUGCCAAGCGACAGGCCGUUGGACAUCUGAGCCGCCAUCAUGCCAGGCUGUGAAGUGUCCAGAUGUGCUCAGUGCCCCCAAACAAGGACGCAUGUACUGCACAGACCCCUUUGAGACUCACAGCUUCAAUUCAACGUGUGAGUUCACCUGCAAUGAGGGAUUCCAGCUCUCUGGAUCCAGCGAAAUACUGUGUGACUCCGGAGGAAUGUGGACCGGCACUGUCCCAUCGUGCAAAGUUGUGGAGUGUGGUGCAAUCAUGCCUCCAUCCCAAGGGCGUGUGAUAUGUGAUGAUCUGCACCAGACCUUCAGCUUUGGGACCUCCUGCCACUUCUCCUGUGAGGAGGGCUACUCACUGGAUGGAGAUGCCACUGUAAAUUGUACAUCAUCAGGGAACUGGACAGCAGGAGUGCCUGCAUGUAAAGUUGUGAAGUGCCACGCACUAGUCACGCCCAGUCAUGCCUCACUGCAUUGUCAACACCCUGUGGAGGAUUUCGGCUACAGCUCCACCUGCUGGCUCGGCUGUGAAGUUGGUUUUGAUUUAAUCGGACAAAACUCCACCUACUGCACUUCACUGGGGUCCUGGAGUCACAAUCUUCCUGUCUGUAAAGCCCGGCAGUGUAAGAUUCUAACGGCUCCGCCUCAUGGCAUCCUGACCUGCUCCCACCCUCACGGAGAGUUCAGCUUCAAUUCCAGCUGUGAUGUGAGUUGCGAGGAAGGGUUCCUGAUCAAUGGGACAUCAACCACUCGCUGCAACUCCAUGGAGACAUGGACAGAGACCACUGCCCACUGCCAAGUGGUGAAGUGUGAUGUACCAUCCAUUCCCCAUCAUGCCUCACUGCACUGCCAGCACCCCAUUGAGGAGUUUAGCUACAGCUCCACCUGCUGGCUGGAAUGUGAUGAUGGUUUCAUGCCGAAGGGGGCAAACUCAACACAAUGCACCGCAGAGGGCAGCUGGAGCCACAGCCUUCCGCUUUGUGAAGUGGUGAAGUGCCCUGUAGCCGGAGCACCCUCUCAUGGCUCCAUGCACUGCCAGCACCCCAUCGAGGAGUUCAGUUACAGCUCCAGCUGCUGGAUGGAAUGUGAAGAAGGCUUUAUCCUGAGGGGGGCAAACUCAACUCAGUGCACCGCAGAGGGCACCUGGAGCCACACCACUCCGCUUUGUGAGGCCCAGCGGUGUGCAUCACUAUCGGCUCCCCCCCACGGCAACCUGACCUGCUCCCACCCCCACGGAGAGUUCAGCUUCAACUCCAGCUGUGAUGUGAACUGUGAUGAGGGCUUCCAGCUCAAUGGGAUGGCGACCACUCGCUGCAGCUCUUUGGGAAAGUGGACGGAGACCACUGCUGACUGUCAGGUGGUGAAGUGCCCUGUAGCCGGAGCACCCUCUCAUGGCUCCAUGCACUGCCAGCACCCCAUCGAGGAGUUCAGUUACAGCUCAAGCUGCUGGAUUGAAUGUGAAGAAGGCUUUAUCCUGAGGGGGGCAAACUCAACUCAGUGCACCGCAGAGGGCACCUGGAGCCACAGCACUCCGCUUUGUGAGGCCCAGCCGUGUGCAUCACUAUCGGCUCCCCCCCACGGGAACCUGACCUGCUCCCACCCCCACGGAGAGUUCAGCUUCAACUCCAGCUGUGAUGUGAGCUGUGAUGAGGGCUUCCAGCUCAAUGGGAUGGUGACCACUCGCUGCAGCUCCUUGGGAAAGUGGACGGAGACCACCGCCCACUGUCAGGCUCGACCAUGUCUCCCAUUGGAGGCUCCACCUCGAGGGCGCAUGAAGUGCUCCCAUCCCCAUGCCAUCUUCAGCUUUGGAUCCAGAUGUGCGAUGAGCUGCGAGGAGGGCUUUGUACUGAGAGGGGCCCCCAGCCUGCAAUGCACCGAGUCUGGGGUCUGGAGCAACGAGCACCCCUUCUGCGAUGUUGUGCAGUGCAUGGUGUUGGAGGUCUCGCUGCCGCUCUCGAUGAACUGCUCUCAUCCGCUGGGAAUCUUCCGCUUCGGCUCCCGGUGCUACUUUCGCUGCGGGGAAGGAUUCGUGCUGAAUGGCACCGGGGAAGUGUCCUGCGCCCACAGAGGGUCCUGGUCCGAACCCGUGCCUUCGUGCACUGUUUUGGAGAUAACAAUCGGAGAAGGCAUGCUGAUGUACAUGGGCAUAGGGUCUGCCUCGGCUGCUGGUCUGCUUCUCGUGGGUGGAUUGGCAUUCCUUAUCGCUCAACAUAUGAGAAGGAAAGCUUACAAAAAAUCUUUGAACAAGUCCUUAUGGGUGGAACACGAAAACCCUACGUUUGAGGACUCUUAAUCCGGGUGUCAGGAUUUUCUGAUGUACUGUUUUACAUUUACAUUUAUUCAUUUAGC